Lampris incognitus (smalleye Pacific opah) is the source of this 933-nucleotide messenger RNA. Its product is annotated as interferon alpha/beta receptor 2-like. NCBI's taxonomy places the organism in Eukaryota, Metazoa, Chordata, Actinopteri, Lampriformes, Lampridae. The record is from RefSeq and is a predicted model, not a curated record. The coding region runs from base 16 to 933 and encodes 305 amino acids. The transcript has 7 exons. Gene Ontology annotation, molecular function: protein binding.
ACUGCCCAUGGAGUGAUGAUGAAGCUCUGGAUACCUCUUCUUCUUCAGUUUUUACACUAUGGGGCUGGCAGUCAUCUUCCUGCCCCCCUCAAUGUGUCCAUCAAUUCCUUCAACAUGGAACACACACUGAACUUUUUGCCGGGCCCGGGAACCCCUACAGGAACAUUCUUCAGGGUUCACUUUCUCCGCUUCAGGCGGAGGAGCAGCUGGAAGCUGGUGUCAGAUUGUUUGAAGUUGACCGCCAGCCAGAGAAUCUGUAAUCUAACCAGAGCCAUGACGGAUCCAUUGAAUCAGUACCAGGCACGCGUACAAGCUUUUACAAGUACUCACUCAUCCAACUGGACAAUUUCUGGACUAUUCCAGCCUCUGACUGACACUGUGUUGGGUCCUCCUGAUGUCUCAGUGUCUGGUUGUGGGAACUGCUUGAUCCUGCAGGUCAGUCCUCCAACAACUUUGGGGUUCAAGCAGUACAAGCAGCUCCAGGACCUCUACAGGACAUUGCACUACAUGGUGCGCAGAACCAGGGAUGGGGCACAGUUCAGCCUUAACAUCUAUUACAAAGCGGAGACCUUGAUUAGCUACCUGGAGCCAGGGGUUGAGUACUGUGUGACAGUCACUGUGACAACUAUCUUCAACCCCCAUGCUGUCCCUACCAGACCCUACUGUGCCUUCACCAGCCCUCCAGCAAACUGCUCAAUGUGUGUUGUUCUGGGUCUGCUGUGCGUGCUGUUUGUGCUGUUGUUCUUCAUCAUUGGAUUGGCCAUCUACGGUAGUCACCUGAUCCUGCCAAACUUACCAAGACUGCUCAAAACUCUGGGUGGAGAAAUUCAAGACGCCAUAUCAAAGGAGCAUGACCAAAUCUCAACCACCCAAUGUCAAGAUGACAACGCCACAGACUACACGCUGGCUCUCCUCAACCCCUGCCCUCAGUAA